Messenger RNA from Mercurialis annua (annual mercury), 590 nucleotides. RefSeq lists its product as uncharacterized. NCBI's taxonomy places the organism in Eukaryota, Viridiplantae, Streptophyta, Magnoliopsida, Malpighiales, Euphorbiaceae. Bases 79 to 342 code for a protein of 87 amino acids. The transcript has a single exon. The record is from RefSeq and is a predicted model, not a curated record.
GCUCCUCAUUUUCCUCCACAAAGCAACUCUUCUUAUCAACUUCUUUAACAUAAUUGUGCGAGUUGGAGCGAACCAAUUAUGAGUUAUUUGAACCGAGUUUGCAUGGCGGCUAGUGUGGCGGUGGUGCAAGGCCAUCCUGAUCAAGGUUGGAAGUCAAGCCUUAAGUCUUUACAGCACGGCAAGAGAAGGCUUAUGUCUGCCGGAGAUGUGUCGGAUCUGCGGCCUCUCUCCGGUGUAUUCGGAUCGGAUCGUAAUAGCGGAGUUCCUGCUGAUAACAGCGGAAAACAAAACGAUGAGUCUUUCCGACGAGUCAUGUACCUUAAUUGCUGGGGCCAGGGCUAGAAAAGAUUAAAUCAAAAGAGACUGGCCUAUCAGGCAGAUGGCGAUCGUUUAGCUCUCAAAAAGAAUUGAGCUUUGGGAUGAAAAGAGGUGAGUUAACUCCGCGUUGACCGAGUCGGACGGACGAGUUUACUCUUCCGAGUACAUUAGAAUUGGUCUCUCAUCUGCUGUUCUUUUGUAAAUAGAGAGAACAAAUUGUAAAUUUGUACAAAUGAAAUGAAAAUCUGAGAACUGAGAAAAUCCUUCUUCUA